This is a messenger RNA of Odontomachus brunneus, 5829 nucleotides long. RefSeq names its product sister chromatid cohesion protein PDS5 homolog B (gene pds5). Gene Ontology annotation, cellular component: chromatin; nucleus. NCBI's taxonomy places the organism in Eukaryota, Metazoa, Arthropoda, Insecta, Hymenoptera, Formicidae. The record is from RefSeq and is a predicted model, not a curated record. Bases 414 to 4049 code for a protein of 1211 amino acids. Gene Ontology annotation, biological process: DNA repair; mitotic sister chromatid cohesion. The transcript has 17 exons.
AUCGCGUAGUCGUGGCGGUACGCGGGCAACUUCAGGUGAUCGGAUUGCACUGUCGCGUCCUUUGACACGCUUAACCGCUUACGAGGAGCGAUUUCACCACCGUUUCAUCGUUGACGUCCAAGUCGUCUUACCAUGCCAAGUGUUUACAGAAAAUCACGCAAAUUAUGUCGUAGGCGAUACGCGCGUUUUUAGUAUAUCACGAAAUCAAGAGCUGGGGGCUGGUUGCCCGUGUGUAUCCCUAAAGAAGCGAUCUACUGUGUUGUGCACCUUCAUCGGAUAUAUUUGCUUUAUUGAUAUUUUGAGUGCCACGGGCCCUGCGGUGCUUAUGCAUAUCUCGAGAAUUUGGACUGUGUUUUAGAAUACGUUAAGGAUAAAAUAUUUGCUACAUUUGGUUGGUUCAUAUAGCAGCCACCAUGUCGGAAAUUGUGUACCCACAAGGAUGUAGGUCAGUCACUGAAGAUUUAGGUCCAGAUGAGUUAAUAAGAAGACUUAAGACACUGGCACAUACAUUACAAGCCAUGGGACAAGAUGAAGGAAUGUACCAGCAAUACAUUCCACUUGCAUUACAUUUGGCAGAGGAACACUUUCUUAUGCAUCAGAGCAAAGAUGUGCAACUACUUAUUGCCUGCUGUAUCGCUGAUGUCCUAAGAGUGUAUGCUCCAGAAGCCCCUUACAAAGAUGCCGAUCAGGUCAAAACAAUAUUUCUAUUUCUUAUUAAACAACUGGCGGGUUUGAAAGAUCCAAAGGAUCCUGCUUUCAAGAGGUAUUUCUAUCUGCUUGAGAAUUUAGCUUAUGUAAAAUCAUUCAACAUGUGCUUUGAGUUAGAAGAUUGUCAAGAGAUCUUCUGUGCACUAUUCUCCCUCAUGUUUCGGAUAGUCAACGAUGAGCAUUCUGGCAAAGUUAAAAGUUUUAUGCUGGAUGUUUUAUGUCCAUUGAUCACCGAAUCGGACAUCGUCAGUAAUGAACUUUUGGAUAUCAUAUUAAUGAAUAUUGUAGAGCCAAAUAAGACGCAGAAGAAAAAUGCGUAUUUGCUCGCUAAAGAGCUGGUAAUAAAGUGUAGCGAUACGUUAGAACCAUAUAUACAAGCGUUUUUCAAUCAUGUUUUAAUACUGGGCAAAGAAGAGAAAAGUUUGCAGAUUUGCAAAAAGGUGUACGACCUGAUUUAUGAGUUGAAUCAUAUAUGCCCGAGUGUCUUGCUGUCCGUCCUGCCGCAGCUAGAAUGUAAGCUGAAAUCUUCUUCCGAGACUGAAAGAUUAGGCGCUGUGGCACUACUUGCGAGAAUGUUCUCCGAGAAAGGCUCGCAGUUAGCAGUACAGCAUAGCCAGUUGUGGAGGGCAUUUCUAGGACGAUUCAACGAUAUCAGCGUAUCCAUACGUAUUAAAUGCGUACAGUAUUCGAUGCACUUUUUGUUGAAUCACCCCGAACUGAGGAAGGACAUCACGGAAACUCUGAAGAUGAGGCAACAUGAUGCUGAUGAGAGCGUCCGCUAUGAAGUCGUUAUGGCUAUAGUGACAACUGCCAGAAAAGACUUUGAAGUAGUCUCAGACAGUGAGGAUUUGCUUGAAUUUGUGAAAGAAAGAACUUUAGACAAAAAGUUCAAAAUACGAAAAGAGGCAAUGUCCGGCUUGGCUAUGAUAUACAAGAAACACUUAAACGACGCGGACGUGCCGCAAGCCACGAAAAAAGCGGUAACCUGGAUUAAAGAUAAAAUAUUGCACGGGUAUUAUAUGGCAGGCAUGGAAGAUAGAUUGUUAGUAGAGCGACUGUUGAAUACGUGCCUAGUACCUUAUCAGUUGCCAGCUGAAGAGAGAAUGAAGAAAUUAUAUCAUCUAUUAGGUACAAUCGAUGAUCACGCUUCCAAAGCUUUCGUGGAACUCCAGAAACAUCAGCUUGCCGUACGAAGAGCAGUGGUCGAGUGGUUAGACUUCGUGAAAAAAUCGGAUAUUACAAACGAGCUGGUAACAAAGGUUCAUCAGAUAUCACGCUUUUUGCCGGACCCCACGAAAGUGCAAGAAUUUCUUCAAAAGUUUAGCGGCCACAUGAGGAAGGAUCCCAUUUUGUUGCAAGGAAUGGAAACAAUCGUGCAACCAAAUGUCUCUUGCAAAGAAUGCGCUGACACAAUAAGUAUGGUCCUUAAAAAGUUAGGACAGCCUGUUAUGACCAAUUUGUAUUACAACACGAUUAAAAUGCUCCUUGAGAGAGUAAGCUCCGUUAUGAUCGACGAAGAAGCGAUUCGAGUUUUGAUCGGGUACGUUUUGGAUUGUCUGAAAGGAGGCAACGUGAUAGAAGAGGUUGGUCUCAAUCCAAACAAUGCUGGGGAAAAGGGAUUAAGAUUACUUGUGAUGCUUUCGUUUGUAUUUGGCCCACAUUUCCUACACAAUGACAUUUUGAUGCAACUGGUUCAUCUGUUAGAGUUAGAGGACGAGAUGGUAGGGCCAUUGGUCCUCUCAAUCUUCACGUUCCUCGGCAAAUAUAAACCUCUAUGUGACGUAGCGCCAGACAUCAUGAAUCUCAUGGUGCCGAUAUGUAAAACCUUUGCCGAGACGGGCACGCCGAAGCAAGCAAAGCAGGCCGUGCGAUGUUUGUUCGUUAACAUGACAAACAUACACGAUACCAUUUUCCCCGAAAUCAUCGAGAGAAUUAAGAACACUCUAACACCGACAUCGGAGUACUAUCGAACGUCUAUAGUCACAUUAGGUCACAUAGCGUAUAAUUUGCCAGAGAAAUAUCAAGUACAAAUAAAGAAUAUGGUGUCCAGAAAAAUAGUUAAAGAGUUACUAGUGAAGGAGAGCAGCGAACAAAACGCCAUUGCAGUCGACGGAGAUUGGUGCAGGGAAGAUCAAUUGCCAGAGGAAACGCGAUGCAGACUGGAGGGAUUGAAAUGUAUGGCGCGUUGGUUGCUGGGACUGAAAACCGAUGUAUUGUCGGCGCAAAAGACGUUCAGAAUGCUGAACGCCUUUGUAGUGAACAAGGGAGAUCUGCUGCAACAGGGACGUCUCAGCAAAGCCGAGAUGAGUUGGCUGCGGCUGCAGGCGGGUUGCUCGAUGUUGAAGAUAUGCGAGCAGAAAGGCGUCGGCGAUCAGUUUACUGCGGAACAAUUCUAUAAUCUUUCGCAACUCAUGGUGGAUGAAGUUCCCCAAGUUAGAGAAGCCUUCGGCAGUAAAUUGCAUAAAGGUCUUGGAAGAGGGAUUCCGAACAAAUGUCUGCCAUUAGAUUUCAUGGGGUAUUACGCCUUGGCUGGUAAGGAACAGGACAAAAGGUUAAAGUGUGUAUUGAAAACGUAUAUGCAGACGGACAUAAACAAAAGAAGGGAUUACGUGAAAACACUUUCUUUGGGUACCGUUGAACGAGCCAUGGGUCAACUGCCCCAUAUUUUGCCAGAUUACAUGCUAGUUUUCGCAGUACCUAUUCUCGCACACGAUCCCGAAUUCACGAGUCACUCGAUGAUAAGCCAAUUAAAGAUCAUUCAACAAUGUCUCUGGUUCAUCUUGGAACCUCUCAUCACGAAGAACGAAUAUUAUUGCUACGGAUUUUAUAAAAAUCUCGUGGAACGUAUGAAGAGUCACAAAGACGCGUUGAAACCUGAGGACAACGACAUGAACUAUAAACUAUGGACUGUCUGUGACUUGGCGAUGAAUGUAAUAUACACAAAAACCACCAAUUUCGACAUGAAGGAGUUCCCCAGCGAGACGCGAAUUCCUACAAUGUACUUCAAACGUACAGCGGACGAGAUGGUGAGCAACACCAAAAAUUACUUACCUGCGGAAAUGCAAGUGAACAUGACUACUCAGAAGGGCAAAGGAUCAUUCCACAAUACGCACUCAGUUAGCGACAGACCACAGCGCAGGACUAAGUCCAAACAACAGAAAGAAAUAGGCAUCGGACCUAACGAAACAGAUGCAAGGCUACAAGUUGGAGAAGUGGAAUGUAUCGAUGCACAGCCUGCCGAAGCAUCAGAAACCAGAAUUCAACUACCUGGCUUGGAAGAAGAGAUUGAGGAACCACCGGCAAAGAGGGCAUUACGGGAAUCAGACAAAGUAAAUAAAUAAUUCAGUGAUUGAUUGAAAUAUUAUAUGCUGGGGAUAAUGGGAUGGGGAAAGAGACAUAAAGAGCGCGAUGACGAAAAAAAAAUUAAAGAAUCUAAAAGAUACUUUACAAAUUAGAAAACAGAAUAUUUUGGUUAUGUACAAUUAAUAAACCUAAGUCGUUCGUGUAUUUCUAGGAUAUAAGAUGUUAAGAUUAUGACACAGUAACGUCAGAUGAUAAUUAACGCGUGUAGGCUUGCAAUCCAGAAAGUUCAUCGGACUUGCAACUUAUGGGUAAAAAGGAAAAACGCAAAAAGAAACGAAGAGUCUGUUACUUUCUCACAAAGAAUAUAUACAGACUCACGAAUGCGUUUAUUUCGUUAUAAAAAAGUCGAAAUAUACGAAUGCGUUUAUUUCCUGUUACUUUUAUGAAUUAUACGACGCAUCACAUAACUAACGGUGUAACAAAAGUAAUUUUUUCAAAUGGCCGUGUAACCGUGUAGAGUGAACAUUUUUACAAAGCAUGCUACCGAUUCCUUGGAUUGAAGCUCUUAUUCAUUAUUACAUUGUUCAUUUUUGCACUAUAUAAAAUGGAUGAAAAAAUUUUUUUGUCUUUGCGAAUGCUGUCGCGUCGUUGUUUUGCAGAUAAAAAUAGCAUUCAGUUUAGACAGCAAGCAUAUAUAUAUAAAUAUAUACAUACAUAAACAAUAUUGUCAACAUAUUUUAUUGACAAAUGAAUAAAGCAAAUCCAUUUUUUUCUGCAAGAGAAGUAUAUUCAGAUGUAUCAAAUAUAUCGUCACUUUAUAAACUGCAAAGGAAAAUACUAUAGUUUUGUUGCGUAAACAAUACAUAUUAGAUUAAAAAUCGUGUGACUGUCGCGUUUACGAUCCGAGAUCGUUGGUUUUUAAUAAUACGAGUAUCGUCAUUAUCGCCACAGUCUUUAGCCGUAAUUAUUGCCAGGAUUUAUACGAAUACAAUCAUUUUUUCAAGGGAAAUGUAUUUAUAGAUUUGACGAUAAGACUUCAAACUCUCUCUCUGAAUAUUACAACUUUGUGUUUACAAAAUGUUCUGUUUUAUUUACCAGCGAAUGUUCGUGUCGAUUUGAUUAGUUCGAUAAAUAAUAAUUAUUUUUUUGUUAAAAAAUAUUUUAAUGUUUAUAUUGACAAUCUCUUCUCUUAUAAACAGCAUGCAUCGGUACGGAGAAACAUCGAUAUUAAAUCAAAUUGAUCUUCUAUAAGGAGUUAAUCGAAAUCUGGAUGUUUGAGAUAUUCAUUUUUUUACACGUUACCGUUAAUAUUUUCUAUUUCAAUUUAUAUAAUUCACUAUCCCUUUAUUGCAAGAUCGUCUGUUAAGUCGAAUUUGUAUCCAAAAUUCUUCUAUACCUGCAAUUAAUUGAUGAAAUAUCGUAUCUACAGAAUCUUAAUAAGAUACGUUAAGCUGAAAUAUUUUGAUGUAUUUUUUAUUAUGCUCGCCUAAUCAGAGAUUAAGUGUGUGUUGUGUGUCUAAAUUUAUAAAGUACAUAAGAAUCUUUUCAUCAAUCAUUGGUCACAUAUGAGAACAGCUCUAAUGUUCUCAUAUACUUUAUAUGUGAAUAUAUUGAUGUUACAUUGUGGCGGUAAUAAGCAAUUUUCGUUUAAAUAAAUAAGUAAUAUUUAUACAUACUAUCGCUAUUUCAUCACAUUGAUUUCUUAUCGCAAAUCGAAUAGGAUCUAUGUGUAACGAUAGAAACGAAAAUUGCGAGAACUUGCGAAAACUAUCGACACUUUUGUAUUUAUAAAUAAACUUAAAAUUAAAAUUGUGUGUA